This is a messenger RNA of Carassius gibelio (silver crucian carp), 1841 nucleotides long. Its product is annotated as PI-PLC X domain-containing protein 1. Lineage: Eukaryota; Metazoa; Chordata; Actinopteri; Cypriniformes; Cyprinidae. Bases 222 to 1178 code for a protein of 318 amino acids. The transcript is spliced from 6 exons. Gene Ontology annotation, molecular function: phosphoric diester hydrolase activity. Gene Ontology annotation, biological process: lipid metabolic process. The record is from RefSeq and is a predicted model, not a curated record.
ACCACUAUAAUGACCAUGUUAAACAUUCAAUGCACAUCUGUACGUUAUUUAACAAGCUGUUUCUGUUUGGCAUGGCAUGACAAAGAAAAACGCGGAAACAAUGGUUAUUUUUGGUUUCAGUGCACGACGAUGUGCGGUAGAUACUGUAGAUGAUGCUGCUAAUGUGAGUAAUACGAGUGUUUUAGCUUAGCCUAAUUGCUCACAAUUUAAGAACGUAACAAAUGGAGGAUGAAGAAAGGUUAUGCAUCUCCAGCUGUUGUUCGGACUGGAUGUCCGAGAUGCCCUCUGUUUUUUGGGACAUACCGCUGUGGAAUCUCGCUAUACCCGGAAGUCAUGACACCAUGACUUACUGUUUAGAUGAGCGGUCUUCAGUAGUGAAGUCUUCGCCGUGGGUGUUGCAAGUGUUGGACACUUUACUUCCCUGUAUCGUUCGACCAUGUAUAAUGAAAUGGGCGACAACACAGGAAGAUAGCAUCUCUAACCAGCUGGAUUUAGGCAUUCGGUUUCUCGAUUUAAGAAUAGCUCAUAAACUAAAAGACCCUGAUAAAGUUUUCUACUUUGCACAUGGGAUCUACUCUCUUCUGACAGUUAAGGAAGCACUCACAGAAGUUGCUCACUGGUUACAUCAGCACACCAAGGAAGUGGUCAUUAUUGCUCUUUCUGCCUUUGAUGGCAUGAACCUGGAUCAACACAAAGACCUCAUUCAAUUCCUCAUAUGCACAUUUGACAAUAAAAUUUGUCCCAGUCACAUCAUACCCUCACUACAACAGUGUUGGGAUCACAAUUAUCAGGUUAUUCUUUCAUAUGACGACCCAGCUGCUUCUGGAUACAAGGAGCUCUGGCCACAGUGUGAAUAUUGGUGGGCAAACACAUCAGAUCCAAGCCAUGUCAUAUCCUACCUGGAGGAGCGGAAAGCGGAAGGAAGACCAGGUCAGUUUUUUGCUGCUGGUCUGAACCUAACUGAAGAUGCCAAGUAUGUUCUUUCUCAUCCGUUCCAGUCAUUACAAAGCAUGACCAUGAGCUCUUAUAGUCUGCUCCUGAAUUGGGUCAAGCAACAGUGCCCUGGCCCGGGUAAAUCAUGUCUUAACAUCAUCUGUACAGAUUUUGUGGGGGCCUUCAGCAAUGAAUUCACCAACCUGGUUAUUGGACUCAAUCAAACACUCUUAAAAGAGACCUGACCCAUGAAUCUAACAUAAAUGACUUUACAUACAACUGUAGCAUCUUUUUCACAGUUUUAUCUUGCGCAUUCUUGUUUAUUUUUAGUGGAAGCCUUGUUGUUUUAAAAUUUUACACAUAAUAUUUUUUUCUAGUCUUUUAUGAUGAUCCCUUAACUUUGACUGGGAAAACAAAUUGUGCAAUGCUGCCAUCUACAGUCAAUCCAUAUUUAGGUUCUUGUUUGAUACAUGCCUCAAAAUAAUGUUCCUUAAAUUUUCAUAGUUGCAUCAAAAUUUUGAAAUGUCAUAAAGCUAAAUUUCUUUCCCGAUUUGUCUUGUAUAUUUGACAUAAUGGAAAGGACAGUUCAUAUAAUCAAAGACUAAGUGGCUCAACAUAUUAUAGCAUUACCUGUCCAAUGAGUCACACUUAAUAUAAGUUACAUCUAAUGUCCUGUCAUGACUUCAUUUAUUGUUGACACUGUGCUUGGCUUUCAGUCUAUGUUACAUCUAUAAGUUACAUGUAUCUGUGGGGUCUAAUUUUAGAUGCCCCUUUGAAUGCACUCUCAAAAGUCCUUAACAUUUAUAGUAUCUACUUAAAUGAUAAUCCAGUUUGCUGGUGCCUUUCACAUUUAGUUUGUGUGUUUUUGUGUAGGUUGUAUGAGGUAAAUAAACAUGUUUUGACUUUUA